Messenger RNA from Metopolophium dirhodum (rose-grain aphid), 1332 nucleotides. RefSeq lists its product as uncharacterized. NCBI's taxonomy places the organism in Eukaryota, Metazoa, Arthropoda, Insecta, Hemiptera, Aphididae. The record is from RefSeq and is a predicted model, not a curated record. The transcript is spliced from 4 exons. Gene Ontology annotation, cellular component: nucleus; transcription regulator complex. Bases 1 to 1332 code for a protein of 443 amino acids. Gene Ontology annotation, biological process: regulation of transcription by RNA polymerase II.
AUGCCGAACGUCAACGGAUUCACCCACGAGGACGACGUCGUCCUGAUCGACUUGAUCCGCAACAACCGCGAGCUGUACGAUGCCAAUCACAAGAUGCACAGGGACAUCGCAUUUAAGGACAGCAUAUGGAAUGAUAUAUCAAUCGAUAUCGGAAAAUCGGUUCAUCAAUGCAAGAGACGAUGGAAAAAUAUAAAGGCCUUUUACUUGAAGAAUAAAAGUAUGAUGGAAACUGGAUCGUCAGUAAACAAUAAUUGGUCAUUGUCAACGUAUGUAUCAUUUCUAGAUGAAAAUCUGUACGGGCAAAACAUUCAAAAUGGCGAAGUACAAUUGGAACUUGGGGAACAAAUCUAUGAUAAAUUUUUAAAUGAUGAUGUUUCGACAUUGCCAUCUUCUUCUUCUGCUGGGAAUACUACCCAAUCAAAAGAAGACAAAAUAGCGGUUAUUUUGGCAGAGGGAUUGAAAGAAAGAAAUGAGAUAUUGUAUAACAGCUUGCAAAAGCAAAUUGAAAUACUUGACAACACUUCAUUUACGGUCACAAUUCAAUAUGAACAAAACGCCACUUCAAAUGUUCAAUGCGAAGAAUCUAAAAAUGAACACGGAGAACACGUUGCUGAUGACACUGCCCAUGGCAGUGAGUUUAAAUUUGCACAACAACUAUCGCCAGAUGCGGUGUCUUGUUAUUUAGCUGAGAAACUUGCUCAAUCAAAGGAGAGAAAUACGAUUUUACAUAACUUGCAAAAACAAAUCGAAAUACUUAAUAAUAAAUCGGAAACUACUAAAUCAUUGGAUUUGUUUUUUAAGAGCAUAUUACUGGAUGUUCAAGAUUUCUGUCCUCGUGCAAUUGAUGACAUCAAACCCAGAAUUUUGAAAUGUGUUUCUGAAGUCAGAGAAAUGUAUCAUACCUCAAAUGUACCGCCGGAUAAUUUGUCUUAUUCUACUGGGGAAAAUUCUACUCGUCCUGACGAAGGAAGUACAAUAUUAUUCAACUUGCAAAAACAAAUUGAAAUACUUAAUGGUAAACUGGGGAUCACCAAGACAAUGGAUUUAUUUUUCAAGAGUGUAUCAGCAGACAUAGAAGAUUUCUGUAUUCGUGCCAUUGAUGAUGUGAAACUCAAAAUUUUGGAGUGUGUAUCUGAAGUCAAAGAUAUGUACUCUAAUCCAGAUGUAUCUUCGGUGACUUCUUCAAUUAAUGGUAAUAUAACACCUAACUAUGUACCACCGCACACUCCGCCUAUAAUCCUCAACAAUUCACCACCGCAAGGAUUUAUAACAUAUUUAAAUGUACCACUUUAUUGCAAUGAGCCGACUAACUAUGUAAAUUCAUAUUAUUAG